Molecule: messenger RNA, 1784 nt
Organism: Klebsormidium nitens
Lineage: Eukaryota; Viridiplantae; Streptophyta; Klebsormidiophyceae; Klebsormidiales; Klebsormidiaceae
Source: the annotation of a GenBank genome assembly
GCUCUCACACUGUCACGGUUCUUUCGCUGUCCAACUUCACUUGGCUUCCGUUUCACCGUCCCUUGUUCCAUAUGCCCAGCUUGUCGACCACGUCUUUCAAUUGGGGAGUACUUCCUAAGUUCCUCCCAUCGCCCAGAGGUGUGAACUUGCAAACGAUGAGUGAUGGCGGCGUGCUCGACAUCAGUGCUGCGGUGUGAUCUUGGAACCUUCCAGGCAGCUGCUCACGUGAGUCAUUGCCCCCCAAGAGCGGACGGGACUUGUUCGGUCUGGCCGGUGGCCUGGCCCGUCUCGCCGGGCCAACCAGGGUGGCGCACCACACCCGCUCGCCGCGCUGCUGCGAGGAGAGGGCCGCUCUGGCCCCCAGUCACGCAGCCCCACCCGUGUCCCCACCGUUGUGCUGACGGCCGGUGGCAGUCUCGGCAGGGCCGCCGGUUGCACGGCCCGACCAUGGUAGCGGGCGAUGACCGCAUGCUUGGAGAUGGGCCCUACUUCAGAACUGGGGGGACGUUUGGGGAGGAGCGCAUCGGCGCGGAGCACGGCGAGGGGUUCACAACGAUCCGGCCGAGCGGGCAGGCGCUGCGCGUGGACGUGGACUUUCUGAAUGAGAAGAUGCGCAAGCGUGGGCGGCAGCGCAUGCGCUUCCAGGUGCGCCCGGACGAGGCGUUUGGCCUGGUGUACUCGUGGGAGGGCGUCCUGGCCGACACGCGGCCCUCGCACACCGAGACCUGGCGCCGCCUCGCGGAGGAGGAGGGCCGCCCGGUGCCGGACUACAGCCGCCCCGUGCACAGCAUCCCCCCCGAGCGUGUCAUCACCCAGGUGCUGGGUUGGACAAGGGAGCCGGAGGAGGUGGCGCGCCUGGUGGUGCGCGCGUCGGAGCUGUACUGCCAAGAGGUGGCCAAGCUGCGUGCACCGCAGGCAGGCCUGCGCGAGUGGCUGCAGGCGCUGCGCACCGCGGGCGUGCCGUGUGCGGUGACGAGUGCGCUGAGCCGCGCGACGGUGGUGGCGAUGCUGGACGCGUGGGGCCUGCGGCACUUCUUCCAGGCGGUGGUCACCAACGAGGACGGCAUGGAGGCCAUCAGCCAGCGGUUCCUCUCGGCAGCGCUCAAGCUGGACCGGGCCCCCAACAGCUGCGUGGUGUUCGAGGACGAUCCUCGGGGGAUCGCCGCGGCCCACAACUGCACCAUGAAGGCCGUCGCCCUGGUGGGAACGCACCCGGCGUACGAGCUGGAGCAGGCGGACCUGACGGUGAGCAACUUCUCGGAGCUGUCGGUGAUCAACCUGAGGCGGCUCUUCGCAAACCAAGGGGCGGAGUUCAUGGAUCCCCUAAAGCAGCCUAGAAAUCAAAGCCCUCCUCGACGAAGGAACAGAAACGACAUGAUCCCACCGUGACUGUCUUGUAUUCUAGUUCUGCACGCCGGGAGGUGAAGUCGAAUUUCAUGCGGGAUGGGCUCGAGUGCCAAUCAUAGGGCAGUAGCCUGGCCACACGAUGAAUGGCCGCCUCCGUGCGCUGAUGUCUCAUAACAGCCCUGAUCAGGAAUCUGGGUAUAGCGCGCAUCCUUUUUUGGUGAUCAGGUAGGCGCCCCACCUCACAUAUACUGUGUCGACGUACCGUGUGAUUCCAUCCUCACGCAUGGCUGGCGGCGCCCAAGGCAAACUGCGGGGGUGCACCAUGCAAUCUGGAAGAGAACGACGAGGUCAAUCAUAAUACUCGAGGACAUGCUCUGGCCCGAUAGCACGCGGCUGCCAAACUCGUAUGUUGAUCGCCAUGUUUAAUCUAACUCAAG